AUGAACAACUCGCAGUUCCGCCGGCUGCUCCUGAGCGACCAGGCCAAGCCGCAGGACGGCAGCAGCCAGAGCGCAUCGCCGGCCUCGCGCACGCCGGCCUCACGUACGCCGGGCGGUGCACUCGGCGCGCGCAAACACUCGAGCAUCCCCAUGACCCCGCGUCAAGUGGGCAGAGGGUCGUCGGUCCAGGCAGACUUCGCCCGCCAGCUGGCCGAGCGCAACGCCAAAGCCCACCCGCAGAAGAAGGCGCGCGCCUCGGCACCCAAGGGCACCCAACUCGCCGCCGGCUACACAGACCGCACCAAGGAGCGCGUCGACGACGACGACAGCGAGCUCGCCAAGCGAAUCAAGAACCUCGACGAGGCCAUGCGGCUCGGCCAGAUCGACCGCGAGACGUUUGAGAAGCUGGUGCAGGACAUGACGGGUGGAGACGUGGGCACGACACACUUGGUCAAGGGCCUGGACAGGAAGCUGCUCGAGCGCGUGAGGCGCGGCGAGGAUGUUCUGGCCGGCCACAAAGACGCAGCUGCCGUGGGAGGAGAGGAGGAGGAGGAGGAAGAGGAGGAGCAGGUCGAGGUUGCGUCCGACGUCGAAGACGCCUUUGACGAGCUGGCCGAGGCAGACGUGGGCCCACUCACCCGUCAGCAGGUGGAGAAAAAGGGCGAAAAGCUCAUGGCACCGCCGCCGCCGCCACUGCCCGUCGCAGGCGCAAAGAGGACACGGGCCGACAUCCUGGCAGAGCUCAAGCGCCAACGUGACGAGGCAGCCAGGGCAGCAGAGGCAGAGCAUGCAAAGAGGUUCCCGACCUUGGGCCCUGGCUUUCGCAAGGUGACCCCACAGGGCGAGCGAUCCCGCAUCGAGACCGACGACAAAGGCCGCGAGGUUCUGAUCAUCACAGGCCCAGACGGCAAAGAGAAGAGGAAGGUGAGGAAGCAAAAGGCCGAACCCCAGCCGGCGCCCGAGAUACGGCACGACCUGGACGACGCCACGAAGCCCAUCAACAUGCACAAUCUGCCCGCACCAAAGCAGCGGGACGAGGCCAAGUCCGACGACGACGACAUAUUUGCUGGCGUUGGGUCCAACUACAACCCCCUUGCGAACCUCGACGACGAUGAGGGUGACGACGACGACGAGUAUUCUGGGGAGGAAGGAAAAGCUGCGCCAGAAGCUAUCGUCGAGAAAGCACCGUCAGCACCAGCCGCCGUCCCGGUCUUUCCGGGGCCGGAGACGGAGGAGGGCCUUGCAGCGGGAGCAUCGAAACCCUCUGGACCCACUCCAUCCGCCAAACGGGACUACUUCAAAUCCAGACCCACGCAAGGUACUACACCCGACAACACAUCCGGUCUCUCGUCUGCCGAUGCCACCGUCCGAGCUGCCCUUGCCAAAGUCCGUAACCUCGAUGAGAAGUCGACUCUCUUGCAAAACCUAUCCUCGGCCAACCCCAGCGAUGCUGAAUCUAAAGAAGCGCGCCUCAAGAAGCGCGCUGCCGAGCUUGCAGCCUCAGAUCGUGACAUGGAGGACAUGGACAUGGGCUUUGGCGAGUCACGAUUCGACGACGCCGACGAGAUGGAGAGGGAAGGAGAGAAGGUCAAGUUCAGCGAGUGGAAGGGGCUGGGCACUGGCGGUGACGACGAAGACGAGGACGGACUCAAGGCUGCGAAGAAGAGGAAGCGUGGACCGAAGAAGAGGAAGGGCGAUGUCAACAAUGCUGACGAUGUGCUUCAGGCCAUGGAAAGGCAAAAGGAGAAGAAGACAAAGACACUGGGGUGA
Messenger RNA from Ascochyta rabiei, 1770 nucleotides. RefSeq lists its product as uncharacterized. The record is from RefSeq and is a predicted model, not a curated record. Gene Ontology annotation, biological process: mRNA splicing, via spliceosome. Gene Ontology annotation, cellular component: nucleus. The transcript has 2 exons. The coding region runs from base 1 to 1770 and encodes 589 amino acids. NCBI's taxonomy places the organism in Eukaryota, Fungi, Ascomycota, Dothideomycetes, Pleosporales, Didymellaceae.